CAGAUGUUAGCAUCAUGAAACCUAAGCUGCUACUCUUGCAUUGGUAAAGGAAUCUAGUCCAAAAUGUCCCAGGAAACUAUUGAAAAUUCCCUGAUCAUUCUUCCAAAACCGACUUGGAAGAUCGACCUUCCUCCAUUAUCAGCGGAAGAAUGGAUAAACUCACAAGGAUUUGGAGAUUGGCCUCUUCCACCAUCCGAGAUGGAAUUUGAUAAUGUAAAGUCUAGAUUUCCAGAUUUAUUCUGCUCACAAGAGGAAAUCUUAGCAACAUUUGUGGAAGGAAUAGAGAUUGAUACAGAACCAUAUGAUAUUGUAGAGGAGCAAAUAAACAGCUUGGAGGACCGGCUUUCCAAAUAUAGUGAAAUGCUACUCGAAAAAAGGGAUCGGAAGGUAUCACCAUAUGGUAUAACUUGUGUACCUGCUGAAUUCGAGAUUGGUAAAGGAAAAAUAAAUCAAGAGAUUGUCAGUAAUGUUAAGAUAAGAAAACCGUUGCAAGAUCAAGAAGUGACACAAGGUGGAGGAAGAGCUGGUAUAAUUCAGUAUGCUCUCUUUCCCGGUUUUGAUGAAUGGGAGUUGACUUCACUUCCUCGUCAAAUUGAAGCACCACACAUUCUCAAUAAAGUAACACAAGGUUUUGAUUUUGAUGCUAGUUGGUUCAAAAUUUGGAAGAAGUACUUUCUCUCACAAGGAUCAGUUGCUUUAUUACAAGAUACAUUUUGGUGGGUUUUGCUCGAGAGAUUUCAUCCUAAUCAAAGGGAACAAGAUCGUCUUUACAACCGCAUAGCAGAUAGCUAUGUGUCAUUAUUUUUAAACAUUCCUGAAAAGCACAAAGACUUUAUCCUAAAAAAUUAUCCAUCUGCUUUAGCUCAGAGUUUGUAUAGCACAUUUUGUAAUGUGUACACAAAUUCAUUAAAACAUUUUGAUGGUGAGUUUAAGACAUUUCUGUGCAAUUUGACAUCAGAGUGGAUCUGUGGUAGCACUCCUCCCCCUCUCACUUGGACAAAAUGGCCGAUCAAUCUACUCGAGCCCUCAAGCUCCCACAAAGAUGAUGAAGGCCGAAAGUCUGGACUUAAACUACAGCCACAAGAGUCAACAGUCGAUGAGAAGCCUAUUUCUCCAAUGUUUCAGCUGCCCAAAGUUCUUAAAGAGUCACAUCCUGCAGGACCUGGACCCGUCUUUGAAAGAGUUCAGUUCAAUUUAUUUGGUCGAAGCCCACUUGUCACUCAUUAUCUGAACACGAGAAAUUUGGGGAUGGAUCUCUUGGCCCCUAAGCUGGUAUCAAGGACCCAAAUUGAAAAAAUAGGAGCACAAGAACCAACAUAUCGACAGAUCAUCAAACAGGCUAAUAAAGUCUAUGAAAACUUGGAGGAGCAACAUGAGCGGGCUAUGAAGCUCAGUGAUGUUGAGUCAAGAAGGAUCCACAAGAGGUAUAGAGAUGAAAUUUUAGAGCUUUCAGUGAUUCAAAAGGAGUUGUUCAAACGAAAGAAUGAGGUCAGAGUUCUGAGCGAGAAAUUGAUAGACUACCAGAACAGUGAUUUGUACAAUCAGCCUGGUACUUUUGCCAACAUUUUCGAACCAUAUGCUGAACUUUUCAAAGACCAGAUUGAGGAGGCUCGGAAAGAAAUGUAGACUUAUGGUUAAGUUUGAAGUUGUAUUAAAAUUAUUCUAAAUUUGUUUCACAAGUAGCAUGUUACAAAAGAUUUUCUCCAAGUCAUUUAGGCGUCAUCUUUUACAGAUCUGAUUGUUUGGCAAUUAUCAGCUGCAUGUCUUUGUUGUUUUAUCAUGAUUGUUAAGAUGAUAAUGCAUUAUAAUA
Molecule: messenger RNA, 1810 nt
Organism: Bolinopsis microptera
Lineage: Eukaryota; Metazoa; Ctenophora; Tentaculata; Lobata; Bolinopsidae
Product: protein FAM227B-like
Exons: 1
Coding region: 64-1626 (520 amino acids)
Source: RefSeq, a predicted model, not a curated record